This is a messenger RNA of Wickerhamiella sorbophila, 1200 nucleotides long. RefSeq names its product Pre-rRNA-processing protein IPI3. Gene Ontology annotation, molecular function: protein binding. Lineage: Eukaryota; Fungi; Ascomycota; Dipodascomycetes; Dipodascales; Trichomonascaceae. Gene Ontology annotation, cellular component: nuclear pre-replicative complex. Gene Ontology annotation, biological process: rRNA processing; DNA-templated DNA replication. The record is from RefSeq and is a predicted model, not a curated record. Bases 1 to 1200 code for a protein of 399 amino acids. The transcript has a single exon.
AUGCUGUAUAUCGCCGGCGCUGGGUUAACCAGCAUAGACCAGGCUACGGGAAACAGCGUGAAAAGCUACAAACAGUGUGAAAUGCAAAAGGGUGUCUUUGCGUUGUCGCCAUUUGGGCUACUGGCUGGACAAGCGAACAAACCGUUGAUCCAUCAAUACACCAUGAAAGAGACGCCUCUGAAGAAGCUUAUUUUAUCGGAAAAGGUAUCUGCUAUUGCUGUUUCUCUGGAUUGGUUAGCGGUGGGCUCCCAAUCUGGUCGUCUUCACAUCUACAGUCUGCUUUCCGGCUCGCUAGUUGCAAGCCAGGACGCGCACUUCCAGGCUCUGACCCACUUGGCGUUUGCAGACGGAGGCGCAGCUUUGGUCUCUGCUGGUGCUGAUGCUCGUGUGCUUAUCUGGCGUGUCGCUGAUCUUGUUGCUACGCAACGUGACGGUGCAAUUGAAGCGGCCUAUAUUUUGACUGCUCAUUCUUUGCCAAUCACGGGCCUCGUUUUGAGCAAAACCGACAUCCUACGCGAUAUCCGCUUAUUUACAUCGUCACUGGAUGCUACGGUUUGCGUUUUUUCGCUAUUUACUGGUCAAUUGUUACACACAUUCGUCGUAGACAAGCCUUUGACCGCCUUGGCAGUGGAUCCCGCCGAGCGGGCUAUUUAUGUUGGUAGUGAGGACGGGGUAAGAACACUGCCAUUGUAUCGUCAUUCUCAAGUAACCAGAAGACUCGAAGCUGUUGGUGGUGCUGGCGCUAUUGUCAGUUUCGAAGGCGCAACACUGUUCGAAUGCUCACAGGUCACGUCGCUGGCUCUGAGCCAGGAUGCUACAAAUUUAUAUGUCGGAGAUAAUGACGGUGUUGUUUCUAGUUGGGACGUCGGAACUGAACAGCUCGUGAAAAAGUACAAACCCGUCAAGGGUCCCAUAACUGCUCUGGUAGUUGCGUCCCCUUCGAGUCAGUAUGCAGAACUCCCCAGUCUGCAACGGGUCGUAGAAACCGAGAUAGGUGAUUGCGUUCUGCCUGCAGAACCUUUCGUUCCUAGCUUCAGUUUCGAUUUAGACUGCGCAAUGGACAUCUUUUCCCACCAGGCGCAAACCGUGGUUACGGAGGAACCUUCAGAGGAGCUUGAGCAGCUCAGAGCCAAAUCAAAACAGUAUGACCAGCUGAAAAAUAUGUACGAUGAACUAUGGGCCCGCCAUAUCAGAAAAUAA